GCCCCGCUUUGACACAGCCAGCAUGUUCUCCUUUAUGAAGUUGCGCUUCGGCUGACAAGCCCUGUCGUGGGCGGCCCCUCCCAAGUGCUGCUGCGAUGGCAUGCGAUUGGGUGUAAGCAACGCAGGACGCUGCAGGUCGCCGCAGCUAUUGCCUGUCUUGCGCACUGGCCGAGCCGGAGGCUGCUUGGGGGCGGGCCGCUUGGCCUUCGUGGCAGUGGUGGUACGCGGCUUGGCGGGUGUGAUGUGCUUGGGGGGACCCGGAGCUCGAACAGGAGACGCAGGGGACUUUAGUGCUGUCUCGAUCUCCUGCUGCCGAACCGACUCACAGGCGCCAUUCCGCUCCUCCGGCUCCGAGCGCGUCACAUGUCCGUGCAGCCGCAUGAACGCACCACUUAGGUGACGGAUGGCGGCCGUGCGGAGGGUGGAUCGGACAGCAACAGCGCCAGCGCGACGCAGGGUGGCCCUCUCUUUCGCUCGCCGCUUCAGGACGGCCUGUGCAGCGGCCCGCCACCAGCACGCUACACCACGGCGGAGCUCGGCGCGUUCGAUUUGGCGAAUGAGGCGGUCGACGACGUUUCGCUGCAACGCGCGUGCCGCAGCUGUCUUGUGCCAUGCGUGGAGUAGCUUGUGCGUCAGCUGGCGGGCCGCCCUCCGACGCUUCGCUGCAACGCGCCAGAUUAUCAAGUGGCGACGGAGAGUAGCAGAGCUUCGGACCACCUGACAUGCAAAGGUAAGGCAAACAUAUGGCGCACAGAUGUGUGUUGUGUCCCUCGCUGGUUUGCCCCGCUCACUGACCUGGUGCCACUUCUGAAGCGCAUGCCUCAGGACGGCCAGCUGCACGAUCGUCUGCAGCCUCUGCGCCGCCUCGCGCCACGCAAGCGGUUUCUUCAGCUCUGGCAUGGCGAGCUGGUACGAGUGAAGUCGGAUGGCAUGCCUGAGAUCAACAAUGACACAUUGCAGCGACACAGGUAUACACAUGGAUUUUUUUACUCACUCACUCGGUAGAGUUGAGGAUCUUGCAGGCUCUGAUGGCCUUCCUGCGCUUGACAGCCAUGUCCCAGGCAACAACAGCUCGCCUCAGCAGGGCAAGCUCAGCUGACACACAGACAUGACACACACGCCAAUGGAUAGGACAUUCACACCACCGACAGACGGCGCACCGUUUCUUUCCCCUGCUCUCUCCCUCAUUGUUUCUCACCCACCAGUGGUGAUUUCUUCCAUAGCAGCAGCGGCACGGCGAAUGCCCUCCCACAUUGGGGUGCGGCUGAAUCCGUCCAGGAAGCGCUCUGGCGAGGGCGGCUGGAUCAACGAGGGAGGGCUGGGUGGCCGACGCAGCUCGACGGCCAUCUUGUCGAGCCUCUCCUGGUACUCGUCGAUCUCCCUCUGCCGCUCCAUCUCCAG
Molecule: messenger RNA, 1401 nt
Organism: Vitrella brassicaformis
Lineage: Eukaryota; Vitrellaceae
Source: the annotation of a GenBank genome assembly